AUGGCGGCCCCGCUGAUCUUUCAACACCGGCCGCCGUUCAGCUGCAGCAGCCGUCCUGCGGUGACACUCCCUACUGACUACAACGAACAAGGCAUAGUCGACAACCUUACAGAAAAUAAUCAGAGAAACAUGUGGGCUAGUAGAAGGAUAGAGGAGGACGAAAAAGUGUACCUAGUUCACGUCCAGGACACUGCUGGCAUCGGUCUCCCAACUACACUGGUCGUUAAGAAGUUUCAGAAUGUGCACCGCUGUAGGUCCGAGAUGCUCAAGCUAGCCACUGUCCGUCAUGAAAACAUCAUCAGUGUCCUACAUGUCAUCGAGAGGGAUGAAGCCAGCAUGCUCAUAUACAAGUACGAGGUGAAUGGCAGCCUUGACUACUGGCUGCAUCGGCGGGAGGGGGCCGGUCGUCCGCUAAGCUGGCCGGAGAGGAGGGACAUUGCCAUCGGUGUUGCCAAAGGGCUCCGGCACUUGCACCACGGAUGCAACAACCAGUUUGUCCACCACAACAUCAACCCUAACAACAUCUUGCUUGAUCAGGAGUUGAAUGCCAAGAUCGCAAGUUUUGGUGCUGCGCAGGUGAACUUGGCUGGGCACGGCCAACCAUUGCCGAUCCUGCAGUUUCCAAUUGGCAACUUUGGCUAUGCAGCUCCAGAAUAUGGCAUCGCACCAAGCCAACUGACGGAGAAGGUAGACGUUUACAGCUUCGGUGUGGUGCUGCUGGAGCUCGUCACAGGGCGAGUAGCCAAUGGAGCUGGACCUGGUGGUCAGUUGGCGAUUUGGGCACGGAACAGCUGCAACGAUCUGAUGGCAAACCAUCUGAAAAGGUUCAAGACAGAAGUGGACAUGGAAAUCCCAGAUCAAGCGCGAUACAUGAAGGAGAUGGCGACUGUGUUCAGGCUGGGAGUGGAUUGCACCGUUUGGGAUCCGCAGCAAAGGCCAUCCAUGCGGAUGGCUCUCAAACAACUCCGUCUCAGCCGUCGGUAUGGCCCAUUCCGUGGACUGCUCACCCGGUAUCUGCUGUGA
Molecule: messenger RNA, 1023 nt
Organism: Triticum turgidum subsp. durum (durum wheat)
Lineage: Eukaryota; Viridiplantae; Streptophyta; Magnoliopsida; Poales; Poaceae
Source: the annotation of a GenBank genome assembly